Molecule: messenger RNA, 1035 nt
Organism: Symsagittifera roscoffensis
Lineage: Eukaryota; Metazoa; Xenacoelomorpha; Acoela; Convolutidae
Exons: 4
Coding region: 1-1035 (344 amino acids)
Source: RefSeq, a predicted model, not a curated record
AUGAACGACGAUUACUUUACCGACCAAGAACUUAUUUCCUUAUUAGGAAAGCUUUUCCCUCAGUACCCGAAUAUUGCCAUAUAUGGAAGGCCAUCUUUCACUCAGAUAUUUCAGAGUCUACGGUCAGUAAUUGAAGCUGCGUCUAGUUUUUCUGUCAAUGCUGAAACCGCAAAUCAGGAGUUCCAAAUUCCGAGUUUUGAUAACUGCGACGAAAAUGAAUCUCAUGACAGUGUGCGUUCUGAAUCGACCAUCGUCACCUCGGGGUGUCAUUCAGCCGAAUCAACACUUGAUAACGACUUCGUAGUUCUGGGAUCCGAAGAGGGUUUCGCCGAUAACUUCGAAGUUCUAUCGGAGAAUCGACAACUUUCGUCGGGUAGAUUGUCGAAUUGUGACUCAGAGUCUUUCUCGGUUAUCGGGGAUACGACUCGAAGCUUAAAUGAGGGUUACCAAGUUGGAACUACAGGUCGGGAAUCAGAAAUCAUUGAAACUGAUUUGCAGGAUGACGACAGUGAAAUUAGCGAAGAGUUUGUUCACGAGGAAAUAGAAAUCACUUGGGUGACUCAUCAUGAAAGGGUGACGCGGUGGAUCUCUAUGCGACCUGUAGGAUCCCACGAAUUGCGUUGUCAUGAAGAUACAAUGGAAUCUUCAGAUGCGGACGUGGAUGAUAAAAGUUGUUGUACGAACAACUCGGAACAACGCCGAAAAGCCAUCAUAGAAUCACAGCAAUGCACAGAAAGUACGCAUGACAGAAGUGAAACUCCGAAUGCGACUGAAUUUUACAACAUCACAGAACCACAGCCUAAAGUUGAUGAAAGCUCAAGCAUUUACCAUAUUAACACAGAGGCUGAACAAAGUGAAGCCAUAAUAAAACUGCCCAAGCGGAAUGAAAGAGGGAAACUACACAUGGAGAGUGAGGAGACGGAAGAGGGGGACAAGAGCAGUUCGAGUGAGACCACAUUCUUCGAGGAGCUCCAGGUCUUGUCAUCAUCUUCCGAGUCACUUUCUCCCGUCAACAGGCACGCUAUACUGGCAUAA